Messenger RNA from Aphanomyces invadans, 2209 nucleotides. RefSeq lists its product as hypothetical. Lineage: Eukaryota; Oomycota; Saprolegniomycetes; Saprolegniales; Verrucalvaceae. The transcript is spliced from 17 exons. The record is from RefSeq and is a predicted model, not a curated record. Gene Ontology annotation, biological process: potassium ion transmembrane transport; regulation of membrane potential. The coding region runs from base 1 to 1803 and encodes 600 amino acids. Gene Ontology annotation, molecular function: voltage-gated potassium channel activity. Gene Ontology annotation, cellular component: membrane.
AUGAUGGCGGAGGUGCAAGAAACGCACGAGAACGACGACGGCGACGACUACGAAACUUCAGGCGCUGCGACUACGACCUCGAACGCGCACAAACGAGGCAGUUUGCUCCACACUGUAUUGAGUCACACACCGCUUCGGCGCAUCAGUGAAAAGGGGGCCACGCGAUUCCAGCAAAUCGACAAUUACCAAAGAGCACGCAUGGCCACACGCAAAAUGGACAACUCGGUGCCAAAACCUAGCCGCAGCCUCAUGCACGAAGUCAUGAAAAGCGACAAAAAGUACAGCGUUGCCGAGCUCCGCGAAGACAACCACUUGAUCGUCCAGAACAUUUCGAGAAAGCACACCCAACGGCCAUCGCAGUUCACUCGAAAGCCGUCCAAAGUCAAGCUGAACAACCCGUUCCAUCCCAACUCGACAUUCCGCGCGUCAUGGGAUGUCGCACUCAUCGUCCUGCUCUUCUACACCGCGAUCGCUGUGCCAGCACAAAUUGCGUUUGUCGUGGAAGAAUCCGUGUCAGAUCCAAUGUUUGCCUGGGAUUGCCUCGUCGACGUCCUCUUCUUCCUUGACCUGAGCUUCAACUUUUUCACCCCGUACGUCGACAAAACGACCAACCAAGUGAUCGAACACCCGGCCCUGAUCUUUCAGCACUACUUAUAUGGCUGGUUUGCCCUCGACUUUAUCUCUGUCUUCCCCUACAACCUCAUCGCGGUCAGCUUAUCGGUGAAAGGCAAUGCCGUGAGUGCGCUCAAGCUGAUUCGCGUGUUCCGCAUCCUCAAGCUUGCGCGAGUCUUCCGCGCUUCGCGAAUCUUGGCGCGGUGGAAUGCUGUGUUGGGGCUACCGAUUGCGCUGUCGCAGCUGGGCAAAUAUGCAUUGAUCAUGGUCGUGUUGGCGCAUUGGAUGGCAUGUGUGUGGGUGACUGUGCCACAGUUUGAGGACCAAGAGGCGUCGUGGCAGUUGUCGUACAACUCGUCCUAUGUGGGCGACAACCCUGCGUCGCAGUACAUUGCCGCCCUUUAUUGGAGUGUGAUGACGAUUGGCACGAUCGGGUACGGCGAUGUGCCCGUCGCAACGUUUGUCGAGAAAGGCGUGGCCAUCGUGUGCAUGACGAUAGGGUGCGGCGCGUACUCGUUCAUUGUCGGGUCGGUGUGCGGGCUCGUCUCGAGCUUGGACGAAUCCACGACGGAGUUCAACCAGCAAAUGGACCACCUGAACGUAUACAUGGACAAAGAAUCGAUUCCUCGCACCAUGACGGUCCGACUCCGCGAGUACUUUUUGCACAGCCGCGAUCUGCUCUUGCAUAAACACUUUUCCCGAGUGUUGGGACACUUGUCCCCGGGCCUCCGCGGUGAGCUGUGUGUGUACACGGCGGGCGAGUGGAUUCAAAAGGUGCACUUUAUGGUGGGAGGCCCGCGCGGCGAACACGUUCGGUUCAUCACGGCUAUUUGCACCCGCAUGGACGCCGAGCUGUACCCACCGCAGGAGCUGAUCGUUCGCAGUGGUGAAACCACCAACAAGAUGUAUAUCAUUUCAAAAGGGCUCGUCGCUCGCAUGGGCCGAAUCCUCCACAAGGGAAACUUUUUCGGCGAAGAUGUGAUCUUGCACCGCGUGGAGCCCACCACGGUGUUCGACACGAGGACGUUAACGUACUGCGACACGUACACGGUCAGUCGUGAAGACAUUCGCGCUAUCCUGAGCACGGGUAGUUUUCCAGCAAAAGCCAAGCUCAUUCGCCGAGCAGCGAUGUUCAUGGCCAUUACGCGCCGCGUGAGGGUAUUUUUUCCGUGCUCCAUGAACGAGUCGUAGCGGUGUCGGUCAUUCAUGCCGUGCUUGGUUCCUCAUGCAGUCCCUGUACAUUCAACUACAAGCAAUUCGAGCUAUGGGCAGGUUUUCGAAUGACGAGCAACAGGCGUGGCUGCGACUUCGGCUAUUGGGGGACAACGCUGUGGGGCUCCAUCCAAAUGCCCACCUGGCAGCCGCUGUGUCGUGCAUUGCCGCGGCGAUUUCAUGCAUCGACAUCGCCAAAACAGAGAACCACGAGAUCUCGACAGCCGACGAAGUGUUUGUCGCCGUCAGUCUCCUGGACACCGCGACCCGCAUCCUGAACAACACCAUCCUCGACAAGAGACAUAGUUAUUUAUGAAGGAUCCGAUUAAAACGAGGGAAUUAUCCGGAGCAACGUGUGUUUGGGUUUACACUUUAUGCACUGAAA